UCCCUAACCUCCAAAUUAGUUCUUCAUUUCUCCAAUGGCGAAGAAAAGCAAGAAGAGAGAAGACCGACUCAGUGAUUUACCGGACUCAAUUCUAAUUCACAUUCUCUCUAUGUUGUGUGAAGACGCUGAAGAUAGUAAAAAAGUUGUGAGAACUAGCUUAUUAUCGAAGCGAUGGCAGUUUCUUUGGAAGUCUGUUCCAGUAUCACUUGAAAUCCGAUUCCCCGAUGAUUGCUAUUCCACCACACCUGCUAAGUGGGAAAGGGAUGUUCUCGAUUACUUGAAUUCCACCCAUAGGGAGCUUCAUUAUUGGAGGUCUUGUCACAAAAUCAGAAAAUUUAGUGUCAAUUGCGAUUCUAGCUACACAGAGAGAUUUGUUAAAGAUGUCCAUUUAUGGGUGUAUUUUGCAAGUAAACUAGCAAAUGUUGAACAUUUUAGACUUAGAUAUGAAGGUGCAUAUGAGUUUCCUCAGUUCGCAUUUAAGAAUAUGUCCUGGAGAAAGUUGGAUAUACAGUUAGGUGAAACAUUGAACCCUUCAGCCAAUGUGAGCUGGAGUGGUAUGGUUUCUCUUUCAUUAAGGUACAUGUAUUUGACGGAUGGUGUCAUGGAAAAUGUAUUAUCUGGUUGCCCUAACUUGGAGUGUUUGAAAUUGUACCAUUUUGUUGAUGUUCAUCGUUUGGAAAUCAGCAAUGUGAAGUUGAGAAAAUUGAUCAUAGACAACUCAGAAACUGACCAAUGUGACUUAUCGCUUUAAUUAUUAG
Solanum tuberosum (potato) is the source of this 758-nucleotide messenger RNA. Its product is annotated as F-box/LRR-repeat protein At5g02910-like. The transcript is spliced from 2 exons. Gene Ontology annotation, molecular function: protein binding. Lineage: Eukaryota; Viridiplantae; Streptophyta; Magnoliopsida; Solanales; Solanaceae. The record is from RefSeq and is a predicted model, not a curated record. Bases 35 to 751 code for a protein of 238 amino acids.